Bursaphelenchus okinawaensis is the source of this 3486-nucleotide messenger RNA. The record is from the annotation of a GenBank genome assembly. NCBI's taxonomy places the organism in Eukaryota, Metazoa, Nematoda, Chromadorea, Rhabditida, Aphelenchoididae.
AUGUUGAGUAUGAAUCGUAGAACAACCCGUUUACUAGCUCGUUCGGUGCACUCGAUCAUAAAGAACAGUCGGUUUUAUAGCGAGCUACCCAAAGCUUCACGAUCCAAGGUAAGUUGCAUGUUAUUCAUGAGAUUUUUCAAUUUUUAGGAGAACCUUCUCUCACCAUCUGAUGUUCUAUUUGUGCUGCGACAGAAUGGAGAUUUGGGUCAUCAAUUGAGGUACAUUCAGAACCGGCUUCAAGGCCAACGGUUUCGGUUUUUCAACAAAUCUGAAAAGGAUGCCAGCACUGGAGGUGACAAAGGUAAUUUUGAAAUUUUGUCUGGUUUAUGGUCAUAUGUUGUGGCCAAGUUUCGUAAUUAGUUAGACAGGAUGUUGAUCUUGUUUUAAAAAUAAUUUUAGAUGUAAUUUUACUAGGGAUCUUUGCUUUUGGGGCAUUUUAACAUGUGUUAGAUGUCUAUGAUAAAAUAAUGUAAAGUAGUGUAAAAAUUUAUGUUUUUGGAUUUUAAAUAGUUGUAAAACGCAAAAAUAAUAGGUUAAAAAGCUCUUGAAAAAAAUAUUUUAAAUUAAUUAUUCACUAAUGAUGUUGUUUUAGGCAAAGCAGCAGAUGGCAAAGAAGCCGGCGGUUUGAAUCUGUAAGUUAAUAUCUCAAAUUUCAAUUUCUGUAUUUAGACCUGGAAGCAAUUGGCAAAAGAUUGCGGUAGCAGCUGCGGUAAUCUUUUUUCUACACGUUUUAACCGAAUAUGCGUCUUACAAAGAGGUAUCAUGGAAGGAAUUCUUUUCUGACUUCUUGGAAGCUGGCAAAGUCGAGAGGUUGGAAGUGAUAAACAAAGCCUGGGUUCGAAUUGUCAGCAAUCAAAGCUCGGCUACGCCAUACGUUUACUACUUUAACAUUGGGUCGGUGGACAGCUUUGAACGAUCGUUGGCCGCUGCUCAGCACCAUCUUCAGAUCGAACCGGAGAGACAAGUGCCAGUUCUGUACAAGAAUGAGACUGAUAUGUAAGUUUUUUUUGUGUUUUUGGUAUUUAGACAACUUGUUAACCAAAAACAAACACAAAACCCUACCUUACAGUUAACAAGUGAUAUAUUUUAGCAAACGCGAGAUCCCCAACAUUAUAUCAACAGCUGUUCCAUUGUUCUUUGCUUACUACCUUUACCGUACCUUUAUGAAGAGUGGAGCCGGUGGUGCCAAAGGUGGUGGUGGACCAUUCGGAGCAGGUGGAUUGUUUGGAGUUGGUCAGAGUACGGCUCGCGUGAUAAACAAGGAGGAUAUUAAGGUGACGUUCAGAGAUGUGGCCGGUUGUGAAGAGGCCAAGAUUGAAAUCAUGGAGUUCGUCAACUUUUUGAAGAAUCCAGGACAAUACAAGGCUCUAGGGGCUAAGAUUCCGAAGGUAUGCGUUCAUAUUUCAUUGUAUUUUACUUUUAGGUCUAUUGUAGUUAUAUCUAAUUGAUAACAGUAGUCAAAAAUAAUGAAAAAGCUUAAAAACGACCAAAAACUUAUGUUAUCCAUGUCAUUUUAGGGCGCCCUUCUUACCGGCCCCCCAGGAACCGGUAAAACUCUGCUAGCCAAAGCAACGGCAGGCGAAGCCAAUGUGCCAUUCAUCACAGUAUCAGGUUCCGAAUUUUUGGAAAUGUUCGUGGGUGUAGGACCGGCCAGAGUACGUGAUAUGUUCGCUCAAGCCAGGAAGAGCUCACCGUGCAUAUUGUUCAUCGAUGAAAUCGACGCUGUCGGCCGAAAAAGAGGCGGCAGGGGUGGAAUGGGUGGACAUUCUGAACAGGAGAACACAUUGAAUCAACUGCUGGUGGAAAUGGACGGUAAGUGGGAUGGAGGGUGGAGUAAAAAGGUGUUUGGGGGGGGGGGUGGUUUUUUGAAAUUAAAAAAAUUUUUUUUUGAAAUUUUAAAAUUUUUUUUAAUUUUUGAUUUUUUAAUAAAACUUGAAAUUUUAAUCAUAACCUUUCCAGGAUUCACAACCGAUGACUCAUCUGUAGUAGUUAUGGCCGCCACGAACAGAGUCGACAUCUUGGACAAAGCCCUCCUCCGACCGGGCCGUUUCGAUCGUCAAAUCUACGUCCCAGUACCAGACAUCAAAGGCCGUGCCUCAAUCUUCCGAGUCCAUUUGGGACCGCUGAAGACCAGCCUCGACAAGACCGAACUCUCUCGCAAACUCUCAGCUCACACUCCAGGAUUUUCCGGCGCCGACAUUGCCAAUGUUUGUAAUGAAGCGGCCCUGAUCGCGGCUCGUGACGCCAACGACGAAAUCACGAUGAAAAACUUUGAAGCCGCGAUUGAAAGAGUCGUAGCGGGCAUGGAGAAGAAGAGUCAGGUGCUUCAGCCCGAGGAGAAACGCACCGUAGCAUUCCAUGAGGCUGGGCACGCGGUAGCCGGCUGGUUCUUGCAAUAUGCUGAUCCUUUGCUUAAGGUGGGUUGGGUUUUUCGUGGGUAAUAUUGGUUGUUGAGCAAGAUAUGUUGUUUAUGGUUAAUAAUAUUGUUUGCUGGACGAGAUAUGUUGUCUAUGGGUAAAUAUUGUCAUAGGCUCAUCAAAAUUGAUUUUAUCCAUUACACUCUUAUUAACUUUUAUAUUAUCCAGGACACUUUUACUAAAAUUUAUAAUAUUCAUGAUCUUUUUACUAAUCAAUCAUAUUAUCUAUAAGGCUUUUAAUCGUCCUUAAAUUAAUCAUUAAACUUUAAAUUUAGUUAUCUAUCAACCUAAUUUAAUCAAACUUUAGGUAUCCAUCAUCCCGCGAGGCAAAGGUCUCGGCUAUGCCCAAUACCUACCAAAAGAGCAGUACCUGUACUCGAGAGAACAGUUGUUCGACCGAAUGUGCAUGACCUUGGGUGGUCGAGUAUCAGAAGAGAUUUUCUUUGGCCGAAUCACCACCGGAGCUCAGGACGAUCUUCAGAAGGUCACUCAAAUGGCUUAUUCACAGGUAUGUCCUCUAAGGUUUUAGGUGGUAUUUUAUUCAAAAUUCGGAUUUUCAGCUUGAUAUUGAUGUUAUUUUAGGUAUAACGUUAAGAUGUGACUUCUUUUUUGAUAUUAUCAUAGGCACUCCUCUAACUUUCAACCCCUUUUUCAGAUUGUAAAGUACGGUAUGAGCGAGAAAGUGGGCCCCCUCUCCUUCGACACAGCCCAACCGGGCGAAAUGGCCACCGACAAGCCCUAUUCAGAAGCCACCGCCCAGCUCAUCGACCAAGAAGUCCGCGAACUCGUGAACAAGGCCCUGAACUGGACUCGCGAACUCUUGGUUUCGAAAAGAGAACAAAUCGAGAAGGUGGCUCAACGACUACUCGAAAAGGAAAUUCUGGCUAGAGACGACAUGAUCGAACUGCUAGGUAAACGGCCGUUUGUCGAAAAGCACACUUACGAAGAGUUCGUGGCUGGCACAGGCGGAAUGGACGAAGACACUAGCCUGCCGAAGGGCCUUGGUUCGUGGAAUGAAAGCAAAGAAGACCAGAAGAAGAAGAAGGAAUCGGAAAAGAGCUCGGAUUAG